UAAAGAGAAAUUCCAGCAGCCUCCAAAUAUGAUUACCCUCCGCCGCCAGAUCCUGUCUUUGUGUUAGUUGCCUCUUUGACCUCCGGGUGGACAGCUCCAGUCAGCUCUGCCAGGGAAGAUGACUGACUGUGAGUUCAUGUAUAUCCACUCUCUGGCUGAGGACUAUCUUCAGUAUGUCCUGCAGGUACCCGCUUUAGAAUCGGCUCCAAGCAAAACAUCCAGAGUUCUACAAAGAGUUGCUUUCUCAGCUCAAAAAAAAGUGGAAAAGAAUCUGAAACUAUACUUGGAUGAUUUUGAUGUGGGAUCCAUAGAGGCUGCCAGAACUAUAUUCAAUCAAGUGAUGGAAAAAGAAUUUGAAGAUGGCAUCAUUAACUGGGGAAGGAUUGUGACUGUAUUUGCCUUUGGGGGUGUUCUCCUCAAAAAACUCCCACAAGAGCAGACUGGCAUGGAUGCAGGUGCUUACAAGCAAGUUUCCAGUUUUGUAGCUGAAUUCAUAAUGAAUAACACAGGAGAAUGGAUACGGCAGAAUGGAGGCUGGGAAGAUGGCUUCAUGAAGAAGUUUGAACCUAAAUCUGGCUGGCUGACCUUUCUGGAAAUGACAGGGCAGAUCUGGGAAAUGCUCUUUUUCUCCUCAAGCAACACUACUGACCAGAGAGACAAUGGAACCUGUGACAAUGGUGACGAGCACUUAGUACGUCCAUUUGCAAACAACUCAGAUGACAGGACUUGACUUUCCAGAGUUGCGGAUGUUUUGUCCCACUUUAAUGAAUAAAUUACUGAUAUUUGU
Molecule: messenger RNA, 787 nt
Organism: Peromyscus eremicus (cactus mouse)
Lineage: Eukaryota; Metazoa; Chordata; Mammalia; Rodentia; Cricetidae
Gene: Bcl2a1
Product: BCL2 related protein A1
Exons: 2
Coding region: 119-730 (203 amino acids)
Biological process (GO): negative regulation of apoptotic process; mitochondrial fusion; extrinsic apoptotic signaling pathway in absence of ligand
Cellular component (GO): mitochondrial outer membrane
Molecular function (GO): protein homodimerization activity; protein heterodimerization activity; channel activity
Source: RefSeq, a predicted model, not a curated record